AUGGCUAAAUCAAAUGCCGAAAGGCAAAAACUUUAUCGUAUGAAUUUAUCAAAAAACAAGUCAAAAUUCGAUGAUAUGAAACGAAAAUCUCGCAUUCGAGAUAAUACAAGACGACAAAAUUUAAAAGGUGAUUUAUUAGAACAAAUACGUACUCGACAAAAGCAAGCAUCGAAAAAAUAUCGUGAGAAAAUAAAGUUAGAACGUUCUAAUGCUCAACAAUCUUCAUAUAAUUGUCGUCAAUCGUUAGGAAAAGCUGUUAAACGUGCUGUUCAAGCAUUACCGAAAGAUAAUAAUAAACGUUUAAUAGUAGUGCAACAUAUUGCACGUGAUCUUAAUAUUAUUUCAAAGCCUGCUGAUAAACAAGUACGUCAACAACGUUCAUUGUCUGUUGACCUGAAAGAUUUGGUUAUUGAAUUCUAUAAUCGAGAUGACAUCAGUUAUACAUUACCAGGAAAACGUGAUUAUAUUACUAUUAAAGAUGAAAAUGGUAUGUUGAUUACAUUACAAAAACGAAUUUUAUUAUACAAUGUACGUGAAACAUAUCAAUUAUUUUUAAGUGAGUAUGCCAAUAAUAAUAUCAGCUUAUCGUUGACUUCGUUCAAUGAAUUACGUCCAAAGAAUAUGUUGAUAAAUUCGCGUAUGCCUCACCGUAGCUGCUUAUGCCAAUACCACGAAAAUGUGAAUUUGUUAUUAAUAUCAUUAUCAAAAUAUAUUCCAUUAUGUGUUGCUUUAAACUCUCUUCAAGAAUUUACAUCAAUGUUAGUUUGUGAUGAACAAGAUGAAAAAUGUAUGUUUAGUCAUUGUCAGUUAUGUUCUGACAACUUUGAUAAUAAUGUUAUGAAAUAUAUUACUAAUCCAGCGAAACAUAUUAAGUGGUUUCAAUGGGUUUAUGAAGAAGGUAAAACAGUAAAAAAUGAAUUUAGUGGUACAAUCAAUCAAUGUGUAAAACUUUUAAAAGAAAAGGUUCAAGUCUUCUUAAACCAUGUUUUUAUUAAACGACAACAAGCUGCAUUCUUUGAACAAAUGAAAGUUUCAUCGAAUAAAGAAAUUAUUUGUAUACAAGUUGAUUUUAGUGAGAAUUUCCGUUUAGAAACUCAAGAUGCGGUUCAAAAUGCUUAUUAUGGUCAAGAUGCUGUUUCACUGUUUACUUGUUACGUUUGGCAUUCAGGUGGUAAUGGACAAUCGUUUGUUUAUGUUUCUAGUGACUUAAGUCAUGAUAAAUACUGUGUCAAUGCCGCACUUAAUGAUUUAUUCAAACGAUUAAGCCAACAAUUUCGUGAUUUACAACAAAUUCAUAUAUUUUCAGAUGGAGCAGGCCAACAGUUUAAACAAAAGUUUCUAUUUAGAAAUCUUUGUCGUUUGUCACAGAAGUAUAAGGUGGAUUUAUACUGGCAUUACUUUGCAACGUCCCACGGCAAAGGAGUUGUGGAUGCCGUGGGUGGAUCAUUGAAACGCGUUGUUUUUCGUGGAAUUAUGGGUGGGCGAAGAUGUACAUCAGCAAAAGAUUUUGUAGAAAUUGCUCGAUCAAAGACAGAUACAAUUAUCGUGAUCGAACUGACACAAGAUUAUAUUGCUGAAUCGAAACUCCAAGUCGAACAACUAUUUCUAUCAAUUAAAAGCGUUCCAGAAACGAAAAAAAUUCAUUCAGUAAAAGCUAUCAAUGAUAAAUCAAUUGAAUAUAAAUAUUAUUCAAGCAGCUCGACGAAAAAAAUUUAUCAAUUUGCUAUAUAA
This is a messenger RNA of Adineta steineri, 1731 nucleotides long. Lineage: Eukaryota; Metazoa; Rotifera; Eurotatoria; Adinetida; Adinetidae. The record is from the annotation of a GenBank genome assembly.